GCCUGCUAUGGUGUCCUCCGCUUCAUCAUGGAGAGCGGUGCCAAGGGUUGCGAGGUGGUCGUGUCCGGCAAACUCAGAGGUCAGCGUGCCAAAUCCAUGAAGUUUGUGGACGGCUUGAUGAUCCACAGUGGAGACCCGGUGAAUUACUACGUCGACACAGCCGUGCGUCACGUCCUUCUCCGGCAGGGAGUACUGGGGAUCAAAGUAAAGAUUAUGUUGCCCUGGGACCCAAGUGGAAAGAUUGGCCCCAAAAAGCCUCUCCCAGACCAUGUCAGCAUUGUGGAACCCAAAGAAGAGAUCUUGCCCACCACCCCCAUUUCAGAGCAGAAAGGUGGCAAACCAGAACAGCCAGCCAUGCCUCAGCCGGUUCCCACUGCCUGAGGGGGUUUGUAACAUCUGCAACCAGAAGCUUGACUGUCCUGAAAAACAUCUCUUAAUAAAAUCACAAAAGACAGUG
Messenger RNA from Eurypyga helias (sunbittern), 457 nucleotides. RefSeq names its product ribosomal protein S3 (gene RPS3). Gene Ontology annotation, biological process: translation; positive regulation of apoptotic signaling pathway. Gene Ontology annotation, molecular function: structural constituent of ribosome. Gene Ontology annotation, cellular component: cytosolic small ribosomal subunit; nucleus. Lineage: Eukaryota; Metazoa; Chordata; Aves; Eurypygiformes; Eurypygidae. The record is from RefSeq and is a predicted model, not a curated record. The transcript is spliced from 3 exons. Bases 28 to 381 code for a protein of 117 amino acids.